UCCGUCCUGAUCAUCUGCUGAGGAGAGGGAAAGAGGAGAAUCAAUGUCUGGGCCAGUCUCACAUUCCUGAUGGGAGCCGUCUGCAGCUCAUGCCUCGGGCAGCGUCAUCCCUCGCAGGAUGGCGAUCUCGAUCGUAUCCUUGACUCCAGACAGACGUCGUACGGAGCUAUCGACAGUAACGAUAGGCACGGCCAUGCACAACCAGACGAGGAGGAGUUGCAAAGGGAGCGAGAGGCUCUGGAAUACAUCACCACAGACGCCACAGAGCACAUGAUCGAUGUACUGCACCCGACCGACGCCGCCAUGGAGCACAGCAUCGACAACGGCAACGAUAGACAUAUCAGAGACGAUCACAGCGAGAGCGAAUCAGGACAGGACGCCGAAGAAGAGGCGUGGUUGGAGAGCAUCAAAUCCGCCAGCAAUGCUCAGGUGAAAAUGCCGCAGAACGGAACAUUCGUAAUGAAUGUGGGUCAACUCAGGGAUGGAGCUUGAAAGGAAGACCUGCUACGGUCAGGAUAUGUACUAGAUGGGAAUGAUCAAUCCCGAGAGGUGAAGGUCACGAUGAGAGUGUUGGAAUCGAUGUGGCAGUCUGCAACAGCCCGGCGCUGGAAGAAUGCAGGUGGUAUGCAAGACGGACAACUG
Zymoseptoria tritici IPO323 is the source of this 642-nucleotide messenger RNA. RefSeq lists its product as uncharacterized. The transcript is spliced from 3 exons. Gene Ontology annotation, biological process: positive regulation of TOR signaling; regulation of receptor recycling; lysosome organization. Gene Ontology annotation, cellular component: Ragulator complex; late endosome membrane; membrane raft. The record is from RefSeq and is a predicted model, not a curated record. NCBI's taxonomy places the organism in Eukaryota, Fungi, Ascomycota, Dothideomycetes, Mycosphaerellales, Mycosphaerellaceae. The coding region runs from base 70 to 492 and encodes 140 amino acids.